AUGGCAACCGACAACAAGACCAGUGCUAUUCUCCACCGUGAUACCCGCUUCGUCCCCAAAAAGGUCGUCGGGGGCAAGGGUAGCUACCUCUUCCUAGAAGAUGGAACUAAAUUCCUUGACUCUACCGGUGGCGCAGCUGUAUCCUGUCUCGGACACGGCAACGAGCAAGUCAACCAAAUGAUCAAAGAUCAGAUGGACCAAGUGUCCUACUGUCAUUCCGCCUUCUUCGGUACUCAGGUAGCCGAGGACCUUGCCCAACUCCUAGUGGACUCAACUGGUGGGAAACUAUCAAAGCUCUUUGUGGUUAGCUCGGGGUCUGAGGCUGUCGAGGCUGCACUCAAGCUAGCACGUCAAUAUUUCCUGGAGCUUCCUACUCCCCAAAGUCAGCGUACCAAGUUCAUUGCACGUCUUCCAUCUUACCACGGAACCACCUUAGGUGCUCUGGGCCUAGGUGGUCAUGUUCAGCGUCGGGAGCCAUUCGAGCCACUUCUCUCCCGGAACACAUCUCAUGUCUCUCCAUGCUACGCGUAUCGUGGUAAGCGGGACGGUGAAUCCGAUGCAGACUAUGUAGUUCGUCUUGCAGCUGAGUUGGAAGCUGAAUUCCAACGGCUCGGCCCGGAGACAGUGUGCGCAUUCGUUGCAGAGCCGGUCGUCGGCGCGGCUCUCGGCUGUGUCCCUGCAGUACCAGGAUAUUUCCGUGCAAUGAAAGAUGUCUGUGAGAAGCACGGGGCUCUCUUCAUUCUCGACGAGAUCAUGAGCGGCAUGGGUCGUUGCGGAACCUUGCAUGCCUGGGAACAAGAGGACGUUAUUCCCGAUAUCCAGACCAUUGGAAAGGGCCUAGGUGGUGGCUACGCACCGGUUUCCGGUAUCCUGAUCGGCGAUUCUAUUGUCCAGACGAUGGACAAAGGCACCGGGGUCUUCCGACAUGGACAGACAUACCAAGGCCAUCCAGUCUCAUGUGCUGCUGCGCUUGCUGUGCAAAAGACCAUCCAAGAACAAUCGCUGCUGGACAAUGUUCGAGAAAUGGGUGCUUACCUUGAAUCGCAGCUGAAACAGCGAUUUGAAAAUCACCCUCAUGUUGGAGAUAUCCGUGGAAAGGGACUGUUUUGGGGCCUUGAGUUUGUCAAAGACAAGGCUACCAAAGAGCCGUUCGACUCAGAAGUCCGCCUGUCUUCCCUGAUUCAGGGGAAGGGCCUAGAGCCGGAGUACAGCGUGUCGCUUUAUGGCUGUUCUGGCACCGUCGAUGGCAUCAAGGGUGAUCAUCUUGUGCUAGCGCCGCCUUUUGUCGUGUCGAAGACCGAGAUUGAUCUCCUUGUCGACACCCUUGAAAAGGUCUUGAAGGAUGUCUUUGCCUCUCUCUAG
Messenger RNA from Penicillium bovifimosum, 1362 nucleotides. Its product is annotated as aminotransferase, class III. The record is from RefSeq and is a predicted model, not a curated record. NCBI's taxonomy places the organism in Eukaryota, Fungi, Ascomycota, Eurotiomycetes, Eurotiales, Aspergillaceae. Bases 1 to 1362 code for a protein of 453 amino acids. Gene Ontology annotation, molecular function: transaminase activity; pyridoxal phosphate binding. Gene Ontology annotation, cellular component: cytosol. The transcript is spliced from 4 exons.